Labeo rohita (rohu) is the source of this 1313-nucleotide messenger RNA. Its product is annotated as receptor-type tyrosine-protein phosphatase S-like. The record is from RefSeq and is a predicted model, not a curated record. The transcript has 6 exons. Gene Ontology annotation, molecular function: cell-cell adhesion mediator activity. Bases 214 to 894 code for a protein of 226 amino acids. Gene Ontology annotation, cellular component: plasma membrane; axon. Lineage: Eukaryota; Metazoa; Chordata; Actinopteri; Cypriniformes; Cyprinidae. Gene Ontology annotation, biological process: dendrite self-avoidance; axon guidance; homophilic cell-cell adhesion.
UGUCUGGGAUUUCCAUUAAAUGCAGAUCCAUAACAUCAGUACAUUUAUUUAAGCCCACAAUGUAGUGGCAAAAGAAUAAACCAAAAGAAUUCAAGAAAACAAGGCACAUCUUGUAUAUAAUAUCCAGAAGAAAAACUCAGUUUGCUGUUUGGAACACGGAUUUCCUCAGAGUGCCAGACAACCCCAGCCAGGUCAGAGGUCAUCUGUGACGUGAUGCCAGCCAGCCACCUGCCCAUCCUGCUCUCCCUGAGCGCCCUGCUGCUGUCUCCGCUGCUCACUGGCUCCUUGGCUUUAUCUCCACCUAGGUUUACGAAAGUACCCGUCGACAUGAUCGGCGUCUCCAGAGGUAUUAUAUCCUUCGUUUGCCAAGCCACAGGUGACCCCAAGCCGAGAGUAACCUGGAAUAAGAAAGGAAAGAGGAUAACAUCUCAACGCAUCGAUACAAUAGAGUUUGACGAAGGUGCGGGGCUCGUCCUAAGGAUCCAGACUCUCAAAGCACCUCAAGACGAGAGCAUCUACGAAUGCGUUGCGGAGAACAGCGAAGGUGAAAUCAGUGUCCAAGCUAAGCUGUCCAUCCUUGGAGAGGACCUGCUUCCUGAUGGCUUCCCUAACAUCGACAUGGGCCCGCAGCUGAAGGUGGUGGAGCGCACGCGCACGGCUACCAUGCUUUGCGCUGCCAGUGGUAACCCCGACCCGGAAAUCACCUGGUUCAAAGACUUCCUUCCCAUCGACAACAGCACUAGUAAUGGCCGAAUCAAACAGCUCAGAUCGGGUGCUCUGCAGAUAGAAAACACUAAGGAAACUGACCAGGGAAAGUACGAGUGUGUGGCGUCUAACGUGGAAGGUGUCCGAUACUCUUCCCCUGCCAACCUGUAUGUGCGAGGUAGGGAGUAACCUGGCUGUGGAUCCCAUCGAAAACAACCAAUUAGAGAUGUAUGACCAGUCACAUGACCUGUUGUAGAUAAACUAACACUAAGGCACAUUUGCAGUAAAAAAAAAAAAAAAAAUCUGAUAUCCCAUAUGUUUAAUGGGUGAUUUUCAGUCUUCUCUCUAAUGGGUGGAAACUUGAGUCAUACAGGUAUGCCCAUCUUUGAUUCUUGUCUUUUUCUGUCCAUUGUACGACCUCUUGAGAUGUCUUUCUCUCCACAUUGGACUUGAAAUGGGAUUUUGUCUCUGGACCUCAAAGAGAUCGCUUUCGGAUCACUACGAGAUCACUACGCUCCUGGUCGUAGUGAAUGAGGAGUGUGUCCGUCCAAUUGGACUGCUCUGUAUUUCUCCGGAUAUCACAGCAGAAAGCACCAUCACACAUCAAA